Molecule: messenger RNA, 2640 nt
Organism: Microtus ochrogaster (prairie vole)
Lineage: Eukaryota; Metazoa; Chordata; Mammalia; Rodentia; Cricetidae
Gene: Lair1
Product: leukocyte-associated immunoglobulin-like receptor 1
Exons: 5
Coding region: 1459-1989 (176 amino acids)
Biological process (GO): immune response-regulating signaling pathway
Cellular component (GO): plasma membrane
Source: RefSeq, a predicted model, not a curated record
AGGAAUGCAUGUUGUGUACUACAUGUUCUUGGGUGCUGGCUCACAUACAUGCUUCUAUGUGUGUGUAGGUCUAUGUCUGAUGCUGAAUGUCUUUCUGGAGUGUUCUCCACUUUCCACAUUGAGGUGCGAUCUCUGACUGAACCUAAGGUUCACUGUUUCAGCUAGUUUGCUUAGCCAGAUUGCUCAACAGAUUCCCUUUCUCUGUCUCCUGUGCACUUGGAUUACAUUCUGCCUGUCAUGUCCACUUGACUUUUCUGUAGGUUCUGGGGACCAAACACUCGUCCUCACUCUUGCACACCAAAUGCUUUACUCCUCUCUCUGUGUCUACAGCCCCCUAGCUGUGCUUAUUUACAUUACAUAUGAAUAUACUGCCAACUGUCACUUAAGAAUGGUCCUUUGUUCUGGGAUAUAUGUCCAUAGGCCACUUGGUCAUGUGACACCUGUGUUCUGAGAAAAUUGCAUCAGUGGUAGCCCAUUGUGUCAUAGUAUGAACAAGAUGUUAUUUAAGCCAGCUUAGAAGGCAGAAUCCCCUGCAUACCUGACCAUAUGGUGUAUAGAGCAAGCAACUUCUAGACUGCAGUCCUGCACAAAUGCUAUUCUGAAUGCUGCAGGCAACCAAAACUUAAGGGCAAGCACAAUGCCAAAACGGCACAGAAAGGUUUCAGCUCAGUUACCAUCUUACCAAAGGUCCAUGGUUAAUUGUAACAUCAUGACACGGCACGUGUAACUCUGUUUGCAUAUGGAACAUAUAACUAUAAAUAUACCAUGGGUGUGCAUACAAUGUAUAUAAUUAAGUUGCAAUAAGAUACAUGGAAGGACAGAAUAGCAGGUAAGGUCCUGAAUUGGACAUGGGCGGGCCAGGUGUUAAGGGAAGAGCCUCUAAAGGGAUGUUAUCUGACUUUCUUUAAAGGACAUUGAAGAGUCUGCCUGAGGAGUAAGGAAGGGAAAUGGGUACCAUCUAAGAAGAGGGGACAGGUGGGCUCCACCUUGGGUGGUUGCCUGUGAGGUGGUACAGUGAGUGAAUAAAUGGAAAGAGGUAAUUGUUGUAGGAGAGGAAAGGAUGGACACUAAAUGCUGCAAGGGCAGCAUUGUCUGCAGGGAACCAGGCAACAAGACAACAUUGGGACUGAGUUCCUUCCUAUCAGUGGCUACCCUGAGGAACAUAUAGAGAUGAGGAUUCUUGACCUCAGUGGGAGCCCGAGUGGGACUGUGCUGAGGGAGCCCUGCUUCCUUUCUUGUUGGUUGUCCGUCUCAGCAAAGUUCUACAUAGUGUGGAGGACAAUGUUCUCCUACAUGACUUCAGUCACGAGGUGAGGGCUCUUAUCUGUGGGAACCAGAGUGGAUGUUAUUAGUUACAUAUGGCUGCUGAGUCAUUAAAUGACUCUACCAGCAGCUAGUGUGUUCCAGAGCACAAGGAAGGUCAAUAUGUUUGAUGGGUAACAUGAGGAAAAUGAUUAAAUGUUUCCAGACUACUAUGCAUGUGAAAUCUUAUAUAUUAACACAUUCAUGAACACCACCCAGUAUGUGUGUGCUAUGCAGUGGACAUUCAAUAAAUGCAUGUUGCUGUUAACCUGGUUACCAUCUUCCCUAGACACAUCCCGGCUGAAGACAAACAGCAUUUAUAUUCUCAUUGGGGUCGCUGUGGUCUUCCUCCUUUGUCUUCUCCUCUUCCUUCUCUUCUGCUUGCACAGCCACCGUCAGAAAAAGCACGGGCUCCCAAACAGCAAGAGCCAGGAGCACAGUCUGCAAAAGAGGCUCAGCCUAGUUACUAAAGGCCUGGAGAGCACACCAGACAUAGUCACAGAUGACUUGCUUCCUGAGGACAAAAGAACAGAAACCUUGAUCCCUGAUGCAGGAGGUCUUCAGGAGGUGACAUAUGCCCAGCUGGACCAUCAUGCCCUCACACAGAGGACAGUUGGAGAUGUGACCCCAUGGAGCACAGAAACCAUGACUGAGUCCAGCACAUAUGCAGCCAUCAUCAGACGCUGAGUCUGGGCACACCUGGAGACACACAUAGUCACUAUUGGAAAAACCCAAAGCAGCCAUUAAAAGGUUCCUUUUGGAAUCAACCUGGUGUGGAAAGCUAGCCAACCAGUCCUGCUUGAGGCAGAAACUGGACCCUGGAAGCCCCUGUUCCCCAUCUAGGAGCUGUAUUGUGUAGGUGGUAGUAUCAGUCCUUGGAAAAGACUGUGUUGCAGUAAGCUUCAAAGCCCCUUUAUAAUCACCUAGUUGUUUUCAGAGACACAGUUAGAGCCACUUACCUGUUUCUACAGACUCUUCCAUAGUCCAGAUUAUUUAAUGAACAGCAUGAUUUCUCUCCUUCUACACCCCCAUUUUGCAAUGUGCCCAGUGAACUCUAAAGGCUUCCUUGGAUCCCCUGCUGGCUCUGGCUGGAUUGUACUCAUGCAGCUGAGAGCUAAGGUCCUUCUCUGCAUCAGGCUUCAUGGGAUGCAUCAUGGGAAGUUUUGAAAACGGAACAUCAAGGGCGCAUCAUGGGUAUUUCUAAAGAUGGAACAUCUACAAUUUGUGCUGGUCUCAAACACACAGCCCCUGAGAACCAAAAUUCUGCCUUUAUUGGUUUCAUAAAUGAGGGGAGAAAUGGGGGCUACAACGGAUGCUUAUGAUUUCUUUCUUGAUUAA